Saccostrea cuccullata (small rock oyster) is the source of this 1299-nucleotide messenger RNA. Its product is annotated as zinc finger protein 479-like. Lineage: Eukaryota; Metazoa; Mollusca; Bivalvia; Ostreida; Ostreidae. Gene Ontology annotation, molecular function: DNA-binding transcription factor activity, RNA polymerase II-specific; RNA polymerase II cis-regulatory region sequence-specific DNA binding. Bases 1 to 1299 code for a protein of 432 amino acids. The transcript is spliced from 4 exons. Gene Ontology annotation, biological process: regulation of DNA-templated transcription. The record is from RefSeq and is a predicted model, not a curated record.
AUGCUCAAGGUGCUUUUAAUCAUUGCGCCUGCACCCCAGAAAAAUUCAACAAGAGACAACCACAGGCCCACACAAGGCACAGAGUCCCAGAACAAAGCAUUACCUGAGAACACUUCAAAAACACUAUUACCAGCAGAUGUGGAGGUUACAGAACAGAGCUUUCCAGUCAUUUUUCAACCAGUUCAGGAGCAAGAUUCAUUGCCAGAAUUGGAAAAAGUUCAAGUAAAAAUGAAGGAAAACGCUGUAGAAAAUAAAAUGAUGUCUUCCACUUCUAAAGGAGAAGAUCAAAGGGUUGAAAAUAGCUUAGAGGCAUUACAGAAAUGUUGCAAGAAAAUACCUGAAUAUGAUAAUUAUGGAAAAAAAAUUACAAAUCCAGAGUCAUUUGCUCAGCAUGAACAUGACAAAGAGGAAAGAAAUAGCAAACAUAAGGAAAUAGGAAACAGGCCAAAAACAAUCAUAGUCGUGAUUGGGCAAAAUAAAAAAGGGACUGCAGUGCAUCCAGGUUCUGUGAGAUUUAGUCAAAAGACAUCUGUGAGGAGGGUGAAUAAAUCCUAUGAUUCUGUGGAUUGUGAAAAAUCCUAUGAGAAAAAAUCUUCAGAUGAUUUGCAUCUGAAACAGUCACACAACACUGUUAAAGAACAGAAAUGCAAUUUUUGUGGUAAAUCUUAUGUUUUAUCCUCUUUCCUUAGACUCUCUCGCUCAAGAAACAAACGAUUAGCCUGUGAUAAAUGUCUGAAAACAAUCAAUUUAAAAUCUCUUCUGAAAAAAUGCCAGAAAAAACGUGAGCCUGAGAGGUUUCCAUGUGAUGUUUGUGGAAAGAUUUUGAAGAGAAAGUGGAAGUUGGAAGAUCAUAUGAGACUACACAGUGGUGAAAGGCCAUUCCCCUGUGAAACUUGUGGGAGGAGAUUUUAUAGUCAGUUGGCCAGAAGUCGACACAUGGAUAUCCACAAUUCCUCCAGAAAAAGACUGUGCGAGAUCUGUGGGAUAUUCAUCAAGUGGGGGUCGUCAUUGCGGCUUCAUCAGAUAAGACACAGGAUCAAUGAUGAUUUGAGCACGAAGGAAAGAUCCGACAUUGCAAACAUUCCUUAUGUUUGCGAAUUUUGUGGCAAAGGCUUUUGUAAAAAGUCGCCAUAUGAAAAGCACAAAAUAAACAAGCAUGAACGUAGGAACAAAGUCAAGAAAACUCCCGAUGGUCGAAUGAUAUGUGACACUUGUGGAAAGUCAUUCUCCUGCAGCUCAACUUAUAGGCGUCAUAUAGCCCUCCAUACAGGAAAGAUGAAAGCCAGUAGUACCAUGUGA